Molecule: messenger RNA, 2025 nt
Organism: Tetranychus urticae (two-spotted spider mite)
Lineage: Eukaryota; Metazoa; Arthropoda; Arachnida; Trombidiformes; Tetranychidae
Product: nudC domain-containing protein 1
Source: RefSeq, a predicted model, not a curated record
CUCCUUGGUAACUCAAUAGUUUCUCAUUUUUGACAUGUGACAAAUUAUUCAAUAAUAAUUAUGACACAAACUAUAGAUUUAAAAGUUAAUCGUCAUUUAAUUGAUUCUAAGUUUGAAACAUAUUAUUUAACAACUCAAGAGGUUGAUAUUAAAUCUGUGCCUUUAAAUGAUCCAGUUGAUGAAUUGACUUUAGAAGAUAAACAGCUUUAUAGCUACCUUCAUUUCUCAGCCUUUUCUAGAGAUUUCAAUUAUUUGUUUACCGAUCCUUUCGAUGAUGACCCCAUAUGUUACUACAUUGACAGUAUUUUCAAAAUAUGGAGAAUUGAAAUUGACCAACUUAAAGACCAAAUUACUUCUCCAGUGUGUUUAUUUGAGGUGACUGAUGGUGGUCAAGCCAAAUCAAAUGACUCCCUUACUACUUUACUAUUCCCGUCUAAAGAUAUUGCGUUGAUUUUAUUUUCUCAAUGCUCAACCGAGGGUCUUGGAGAGGGAAUUUUAAAAUUGUUGGUUGUCUCAACUGAAGAUCGCCAGUCACAACCAGCUACUUGGAAAGUCGUUAAUUCAUUUAAUUUGAGCGAUGAAACAUCCUUUGGAUCAUGUUGGCAUAAUGAUCAGAAAACUGCUAAAAAAUUCCCCUGUCCAGCUAAGCUGAUUACAGCAAAUUACCGGUCCGAAAACGAUUAUGAUAUCUUGGAAGUUGUUAUACUCACUGUCAACAAAAAUAACGACGAAAAAUUUGAAUGUGUGUUGAAUCUUUUACAGCUGAAUAAACUGAAAUCAGAAGAAUCAAAAGAAUCAUCUGUAUGGUCGAUUCAAAGAUUACAUCAACUUACUGGGCAAUCAUACCCUUCAUACAUCGAAAUUGACCAUGAAGACAAGAACACUCACCUCACAAUUGUCUCAGAAAAGCACUUCAAAACUUCUUUUGAUUCGCGUGAAGAUGAACCUGUUAAUCCGGAAACCAAAGAUUCUAACGUGGAGUCAGACCAAGAUAAAGGAAAUAUGUAUGUCUUUUAUCAAAAUGAUUCUGAGAUUACUGUUGAUUUCAAAUUACCAUUGGAUAUCGAAGCUAAUCAAAUAAAAGUCAAUUUCGGAAUUGACGAGAUGGAAAUUUACAUCCGUGGGGAGAGAGUAUUCAAGGAAAAACUUUGGCAAGAAAUAGAUCGUGGGGAAUGUACUUGGACAUUGGAUAAAAGUUCAAAAGAUUACACAAAAGAUAAUGUAUCAAAUCUACAAAUAACACUAAUCAAGAAACAAGAUGACCAAAUAUGGUGCCAAUUAAUCAAAGGAGAAGAGCAAGGUUUUCAAUUAAUGACUUCAGAGAGAUCUGCAGCUUUUCAAGAUUUAUCCAUCUUAGCUUCUGGUUUGAGUGGCUUUGAUAGAUUAAAGUCAGUUUCUAGUUAUAUUCCCUCAUUAACUGGUAAUGAGCAAUGUGAUGAAGUUAGUGAAGACUUGGUUCUUUUCCGAUACAAUUGUCAUACAAAAAAUUUGACUCAUCAAGCUUUCCUAGCUGGACAUCAAUGGUUAUUUUCUCGUAAAUUUGAUGCUGACCAUUUACCUUGUUUUGCGUUACGCCAUGAUAUCGAUGCACUGAUAUGGGAACCAAAAGCAAAAUCAAAGUUUCAUGUUGAACAUAUUGCUACUUUUUCAGCUCUUGGCUAUGUUCAAGCUUCUAAAGAAUCGAAAAAAUUCCUCAACUGUUCACCUGAUUUUGAUUAUGCAUUCAUAGCUGAUUCAAACAAUCAUAUUUAUAUUUAUAAACAGCCUGCUCUAUGUGAAGGAGUGGUUAAUAGGAAAGCUGGUGUCCGACCAAAGAUUGCCAAACAAAAGGUCAUUAAUCUUGGCUGUGAAUUUGUAAAGGUUUUGGGCGCUAUUGCGUUCAAAGGAUAUUUAGUGGUUCUCAGUUCUAAGAAAAUCUUUUCAAUCAAAGUAAAUUUUUAACAAGCAUGAAAUGCACCUAUUUUUAUUAGUCUGGGUUUAAUUAAAAAAUCAAUCUAUGAUCAAUAAAAAAUGUUAUUAAAAUAA